AUGUUACUAAGACCAAUAUGCUUUAAAAAUAAUAAGUUUUUAAAAUUUAGUAUUAUCACAAGAUAUAAUCGAAAUUUAGCAACCAAUACUAUUAAUAGACCAAUUACACCAAAACCAAAGAUCAAGAAAUCAAACCUAUUUAGAAAUGUCAUAAUUACAACAGGGAUCAUUACUUUAAGUGGAGGUACAAUAUAUGUGCUAGAUAAAGAAUAUAAUUCAAGUUUAAUAACAAGAUCAGUGAGAGCAUUAUAUGUAUUAUUAUGGAUAGCUUAUGAAUAUGGAUAUAAUUCUAAAAAUUACGCAGAUUUGAAUGAAUUACAUGAAAUUGCAAGUGAAAGAUUAUUACAAAUGUUAACAUUAAAUAAAGGACUUUAUAUAAAAUUAGGUCAAGCAAUAGCAAAUCAAGGUAAUUUAUUUCCAAAAGCAUUUCAAGAAAAAUUUCCCAAACUUUACGAUGAAGCACCAUUUGAUUCUUGGGAUAAAAUGAAUAAAGUGUUGAAAAAAAAUUUAGGAGAAAAUUAUGAAAAUGAAUAUUUUGAAUGGAUUGAUCAUAAACCUAUAGCAAGUGCAUCAAUAGCUCAGGUGCACAAAGCAAAAUUUAAUGAAAAAUUUGGAUCAAAAGAAAUUGCUCUUAAGAUCCAACAUGAUUAUAUUGAUAAACAAAUCGUUGUUGAUUUAUUAAUUUAUAGGUUGAUCAAUAAAGUUUAUGAAAAAGUUUUUGAUGUUCCUUUAAGUAUGUUUUCAAAAUAUGUAUCUGAACAAUUAAUAAAAGAAACUAAUUUUAUAAAUGAAAUGGAAAAUGCUUUAAAAUUACAAAGAUUUACUGAUAAUGAUUCAGCAUUGAAGAAUUUAAAUAUUAGAAUACCUGAAAAUUAUCCAGAAUUGACUACAAGUCAAGUCUUACCAGCUGAAUGGAUUGAUGGUAUAUCAUUAACUGAUAAAAAUAAAUUAAUAAAUCAUGGAUUUGAUUUAAAACAAGUAAUGAAUCAAUAUAUCAUUUUAUUUGGUAGACAAAUUUUUAAUUAUGGAUUUGUACAUUCUGAUCCACAUCCAGGUAAUUUAUUAGUAAAAUUUGAUUCAAGAGGUAAACAACAAUUAAUUUUAUUAGAUCAUGGAUUAUACAUUACUUUAGAUAAAAAAUUCAAAUUACAAUAUUGUACUUUAUGGAAAGAUUUGUUCAUAUUAAACAGGAAAGGUAUAGAACAAAUUGGAAAGCAAUGGGGGAUAAAUUCAACAAAUAUUUUCGCAACUAUAAUUUCAUUAAGACCAAUUAAAUUAGAUAAAUCAAAGAAUUCAGAUAAUGAUAAACUGGAUGUAUCAGAUUUAUUAAAAGAUUUUAUUGGAGAUAGACUGAAAUUCCCCAUGGAAUUACCAUUUUUAGCAAGAACAAUGAGAAUGAUUCAAAAUAUAAAUCAACAAUUUGGAUCACCAGUUAAUAGAAUUAAUUUAUUAACUAAUCAAGCUAUUAAUGGAUUAUCCUCUGGUGAUUCACAUCUAACUUGGUCAAACUAUUUUGAUAUUUAUAAGAUUAAAUUUAGCCUUUUAUUUUCUGGUCUUGUAUUUUAUUUUAUUAGAUUUAAACAAUGGAUAGGUGGAUCUAAUUCUAAAAAUAAAGGAUUAGAAGAUUAUAUUGAGAUGUAUAUGCAAAAUACUGCUAAAUCUUUAGGACUAGAUUGGAUGUAG
This is a messenger RNA of Lodderomyces jiufengensis, 1683 nucleotides long. RefSeq lists its product as uncharacterized. The transcript has a single exon. The record is from RefSeq and is a predicted model, not a curated record. NCBI's taxonomy places the organism in Eukaryota, Fungi, Ascomycota, Pichiomycetes, Serinales, Debaryomycetaceae. The coding region runs from base 1 to 1683 and encodes 560 amino acids.